CAGCCACAAAAUACCCCUAAUACCAAGGUGUUAUCUCUUCUCGGACAGCCAGCCCUCCUUAGGUGACUUCAAGAUGUAAAGAGAAAGAUUGUUGAUACUAUGUUUCUUGUAUUUAGGCAGAAAAUAUGUACGCUGGAGGGCUAGGGAUCUGCUCCAGAGUAGGCGGCAAGACAGCCAUUCACAAUAAGUAACAUCACGGACGCCAGCAUCACACAGGUCAUUGAGGUCUUUGGUAUAUUCCAACAACAUUGUCACAACUCAUACUCUGCAGCCCCUCGCUCGGAUUUGGAACGGAGUAUCUACCUAUUCAAACAACUCCUUUGGUGCCCUCCCCGUUAUCGCUUUUGUCGUCACGGCAUGCGGGAUUGAACAUCAAGCUACCUCGACUCCUUCCUGGUCAUUUAAUUGACAGUAUUGUUGUUAUGCCUAUCAAACACCUCUUUUCAUCAUCAAGUUGGCGUCCUCAGGCCCCGUUGCUGCCUGACCAUCUGUUGAUAUUUCAGAGCUCUUGCUGCUCUUCAGUCAGUUCUCGAUUCUGGUGUGCCAUUCUCAACGUUUACCAAAUUCCUUAUUGGCGUACAGACUCAUUCAGGCCUUUGCUCUACCUACUUCGACUCAAACCACGCGAUCUCAUUCUAGUGGCUAGAGGUUCUAUCUCUCCGCCAUCCUCGAACCCCUGAAAUGUCUGCGGGACACGGAGGCUGCAGAUGCCUAGUGGAGGGGUACGAUCAAUGUCUAUGCAGAUUUUGUGUCCGAUGCGGGAGUUUUGGUCAUAAGGCCAUUCACUGCAAAAGGAAAUCUCAUGAGGGACGAAGUGGAGGGUACCUAAGGGGUUCACAUCCUACAAAAAUGACGGCGAUGAAUGAUCCUGAUCUCACUGAUACUCACCGAGAAGAUUCCCCCACAGUGCCAAUAGCCAUAGCGCAAGUGUCAAAUGCAUCGAAAAAUGACUGCUCGCCACAGAAAUCAACAACCGAUGAAAUUCCAACCGCCAAACGACGAAACUGGAGUGAGGUGGCCGGCAGUCAAAUUGAGACCCUGAAUCUAGGACCCGUCGAUCGGACCUCCAUCCUAGAGCAUUUGAUUUCAAAAGUGCGCCUCGAAAUGAACGAAAGGUACUCUUCUGUACUCGAGGAGUACGAUGUUGCUAGAAUACUCGAAGACAGCUUGAGUCCAGCUGUGAAGGAUAUUUGUGAACAAGGCAAAUUUGAUCUAGCCAGCCUCUUGGAAAUUGGACAGGACCCAGAAACGAAAACAGAAGCUGGUGUCUAUCUCCACAUUCUAUGGAGAGAGGAUGAAACGACGACACGAUUUUGGCUUUACGUCGGCCAAGCAUGUGUGCUGUGUCUGAGAAUCCAGAAACACAAGGAUCCUAGGCAUCGUUGGAAGAAUAUGGGACUACACUACGCAGUGUGGGACUCUGCCGUGGAUAUGAAAUCAGCCUUUGUCACUCUGGCUAUCCUCGAUGCCCCAUCUUCCACUCAGACGCAGCUAGUUCUUAACCUAGCAGAGAUGUGGAUGUGCCUAGUAUUCCAAACACUGACUUCCCUUCACCUAGGCUCCUGGUUGCCGGAAAACACAAACGCUAUGUGGUCGGGUAAUCAUCUCAAUGUUGCAUUGCCAUUAUGGCAAGGAUUCACAGAUACCCAAGAGAACAAAGAUAUCACUGACGCAAUUGGCGGCAGAUCAACCUUUCAACAAUAUCUUGCAUCCGAGGAUCCAGUUAUUCGGGCAUGGGCAGAGCAAACCAGGGAUGCGUUCAACGACAUACGAAACUCCCCUGACCCGGGAAUCAGGAAUUACUGGUGGGAUCUUCACAAGGAGCGUAUCCUUAAGGCACAGGACACCUGGGGUAAAAAGAAAGCCAGCAUGGCUAAGCAGCACCUCGAAGGGGCCAAAGCUCUUGUUACAUUGCAUUCCGGAAACCAUGGAAACCAUCAAACUGAGGUCAGAGCUGGCAGUUUCAGGUUCACUGUUUCACAAACGCUUGGGCUUGAUCUCCACAACGGCGACGAAGUUAUUCUCCAAUAUCAUCUGACCCCGACCCCACACCCACACGCUUAUGCUCUUUCUGCUUUGAAAACAGAUCCUGCUACCCGCUUGGGGGUUUCUAUCCGUGGUCAGGAUAGCCAUGGAGAUUUUCAUUGCUGGCUAAAAGCGACUGGGGAGUACAAUUUACGAAAAAUGAACACACUCGUGGACAUUCUGGAAGGCUAUUCCACAGAGGAAAGCCAGGGGUUCAAGAGACGCUGGUUUGUUACCAAGUCUUUAAAUACACCAGAUAGUGAUCCUCCAGGGAGAAAUAGGUACACUUGAUAUUAGAAGACUGGAAUUUUCAGAGUUCGGAAUUGCAAAGCCAAAGAAU
Molecule: messenger RNA, 2365 nt
Organism: Penicillium samsonianum
Lineage: Eukaryota; Fungi; Ascomycota; Eurotiomycetes; Eurotiales; Aspergillaceae
Exons: 3
Coding region: 682-2316 (544 amino acids)
Source: RefSeq, a predicted model, not a curated record